AUGCAUCGGAUUAGGAUUGAAGAGGAUGCAAAGCCAGUACGUCAGCCGCAAAGGAGGUUGAACCCGAUGAUGAUGGAGGUGGUGAAAAGUGAAAUACUCAAACUUCUCGAUAUGGGGAUAAUUUUUGCUAUUUCCGACAGUCAGUGGGUUAGCCCGGUGCAAGUAGUCCCUAAGAAAGCUAGAAUAACGGUAGAAACAAACCAUGAAGGUGAGCUUGUUCCAAUUCGCAAGCCUACCGGAUGGCGUCAGUGCAUAGACUACUGCAAGCUCAAUGCAGUGACUAAAAAGAACUACUACCUUCUUCCCUUUAUUGAUCAGAUGAUUGAAAGAUUAGCUUGUCGAACUUACUAUUAUUUUUUAGAUGAUUUUCAGGUUACUUUCAGAUUGCCAUAG
This is a messenger RNA of Coffea eugenioides, 393 nucleotides long. RefSeq lists its product as uncharacterized. The record is from RefSeq and is a predicted model, not a curated record. Bases 1 to 393 code for a protein of 130 amino acids. NCBI's taxonomy places the organism in Eukaryota, Viridiplantae, Streptophyta, Magnoliopsida, Gentianales, Rubiaceae. The transcript has a single exon.